AUGAACCGUGUCAUUUACGUCCUCUGGAUGGCCUACGCGUCCACUUACCUGCUACGCAAACCCGUGACGCUCAUCAAAUCCGACAUUCUCGCAUCGGGCCAGGCCUCGAGCCCCACGCUGCUGUCCCUGCUCGAUGCCGCCUUUUUGGUACCCUACGCCUGCGUGCAGUUUAUAGCCGACGCCGUCAUCGAUGCUCGCGGCGCCUGGAAAGUGUUGCAGUGGAGUUGCGGACUGGCGUCUGCGAGUGGCAUGGUGUUGGUGUUGGUGGCGAGGUCGGCGAUGGACCGUGGCGCCCUCUGGGCCCUGGUGGCGGCACAGGCAGCAAGUGCGGGUUGUGUGUCCCUGGCGUGGCCCGCUGUGUGUCGCAUCGUGUCGAAAGGGGGCGCCGGUGGUGGAACCCGGGAUGACGGGGUGCAGAAUGCGUUUCGAUUCCUGGGCACGUCUGCGUAUGUUGGUGCCUUUGCCGCCACUUUUGUGGCUGUGAGAGUCAGGGAGUGGUUUGGCUGGUGGAAUGUGUUCCCGAUUUGCUCAGCGCUGUGUUUCGUCGCUACAUUAAUGUGUUGGACAGUGGCUCGAGUCGACGAUGGUACAAAUCUCGAUGUGAAGAAGAAGGGAAAGGAAGAGGAUUUUCGCAAGAAGACUGGAAACUCAAUGGCCCUCACUCUGGUAGCCUAUGGCAGCUUUUUCACAAAGAUGCGGUUUGCAGUGUACCUCUGGCUGCCGAGUUGCCUGCAUCACACGCUGGGCCUGGACGCGGAAACAGCAGGCGCCCUUUCCGCCACCGUGGAGGCCGGCGGCGCCGUCGGUGCCUGGCUCCUGGGCAACACGGGCGACUCUGCUCUCCGCACCUGCUCACUCUGCUCUUUGGCUGCAGGAGGCGCCAUUUCUUUGCUGGCUGCUGCAGCUGCAGGAGCAGCACCCGGAGGAGAUCCACUGGUGGUGGCGGUCUUGGUGGCGGCGUUUGGCGUGUUGAAUUCCGGCGUGGACGCUGUGCUGAGUGGCGCCGUGGCGGCUGACGUGGGCGCCGUUGGGUUCGUGAAUGGUGUGGGGUUCUUGGGAGCCGUGGCCGAGGCGCCGGUGAUGGCUUUAGUCAUGUCUGUGUGGGAAUGGAAUGGGUUUUUUGCGUGUGUGGCCGGGGCGGCUGUGAUGGCGGCGGUUGCCCUCUGGCGGGCGCAUGUGGUCGUGUCUUCCGAGGCGCCUGCUGCUGCUGCUGUGAUGAGAUCUUCGCAUAAAUAAUGGCCUUCAAGUGCAUAUAUAUAAUUCACAUUAUAUAAUACAUUAUAUUAUACAUAUUUUUCUGUGUGGAUUCUUCUCAAAAGAAAUUUCAGCUUUCAGUUGUUGUGUGUAUGUUUUUUUUUUCUUCUUCCUAUUUUGUGGUUUUUGAGAUAUUCAACAGGAACCUGAAAUUUAAAUACUGAAAAUUUUCUUCCACUGCUUUAAAGAAAAUAAUAAUAAUGAAACCUUUUGGGUUGGUUCAUGAAUUUUUUACAUUGAUUUUUUGUAAUGAUGAAGGCAAGAAGUUGAAUUAAUAAAAUUUGAAGAAAAUUAUUUUGUAAAUUAAGUAAAGCCUUCCAUUUUUGAAGCAAAUUAUUGAUAUUUUGAGGACUUGAACUCCUACUGGGGCAUGAAUGAAACUCUUGUUUCAAUACUUGCUGGAGCAAAUUUGUGAACCAACCCUUGCAUUUAUGAAAUAAUUUUAUAUCUUCAUGUGAGUAAUUUCUUUUUUUUUUUUGAGAGAGAGAGAGAGCUUUCAGUUGAAUUUUUAGCCCAAAAUUGUUUGUCAUAUAAAGGAACAAUUUACUGAUUUAUUUGGUGAUGGCAUAACAAAGUACUGUACUGUAUUUACUUGAGUACCACAUGCACUUUUUUAUCAUGAGGAGAAAUGAGCUUGUUUCAAUUAUUGAAAAUUAUUUACAUUUUAGAAGUUUAGCUGAUAUUUGGUUGUAAUGGACAAUUUUUAACCCAUUUUAACAAACAAUUUUAAAAUUGGAAACUAAGAAUAAUUAUUUGAAUUCCAGUGCUUUUUUGCGUCAAAAUUCAAAUUAGGUUUUCUUUUUGAAGUAUUUAAAUUUUUCAGUAACUAAAAAUGGGGUGUGUGUUUCAGGGAUAGGAUUUUAUCCAAUUUUAGGCUGGAAAAUGUGCAUCUUAUUCCAGGGCCUGUGGUACUCAAGUAAAUACAGUACUGAAUUA
Molecule: messenger RNA, 2190 nt
Organism: Notodromas monacha
Lineage: Eukaryota; Metazoa; Arthropoda; Ostracoda; Podocopida; Cyprididae
Source: the annotation of a GenBank genome assembly